AUGCUUAUCUAUCUCAAUUUCUUUGUAUCUAUCUAUCUAUCUAUCUAUCUAUCUAUCUAUCUAUCUAUCUAUCUAUCUAUGUCAGGGAUAUGCAAAUAUAUCUAUCUAUCUAUCUAUCUAUCUAUCUAUCUAUCUAUCUAUCUAUCUAUCUAUCUAUCACAUUCUUUCAAAAUCGCUUUAUAUUUCGAUCUAUUACAGCCAAUCCUUAUCUAUCUAUCUAUCUAUCUAUCUAUCUAUCUAUCUAUCUAUUCAAAGGAAUUCUCUCAGUUCCUCCAUCUUCCGUCGCUUUCUGUGCAAUUUUCCUUCGUUCUUUCUUGGCUUGUCCGUCAAUUUUGGGUAUAUUCUCCUUCCAUGUGCCUGAAUAGGUUCCAUCUUUCUUUCUUCAAUUUCUGGUCGUCCAUCUUCCCUCCACACACACACUCUAACUGUCUCUCUCUUUCUUUCUGUCUCUCUGCCUUUUUCCUGUUUCGCUUUUCUAAUUCGAUGUCAUAUCGCUUUCCCGCCAUUUCUUUCUUUAAAGCGGGUGAUACUCUUCAUAGAGCUUUGUAUGUUUAUCUUCCAUUUUCUCAAAGUUUUCCCCUUUCUCAAACUCCUUUAAUAUUUCUUCUUCUUCUUCUUCUUCUUCUUCUUCUUCUUUCUUCUUCUUCUUCUUCUUCUUCUUCUUCUUCUCUCUCGCCAUAUUUCGCCUUCCUUACAUCUCAGUCUGCCACCAUUACUCGUUUUUCUCCAUCUCUUUUCUUUCUAUUCGCCUUAACGGGAUCUAAAAUCUAUAAUUAA
Messenger RNA from Acanthosepion pharaonis, 777 nucleotides. The record is from the annotation of a GenBank genome assembly. NCBI's taxonomy places the organism in Eukaryota, Metazoa, Mollusca, Cephalopoda, Sepiida, Sepiidae.